Molecule: messenger RNA, 2732 nt
Organism: Uranotaenia lowii
Lineage: Eukaryota; Metazoa; Arthropoda; Insecta; Diptera; Culicidae
Product: facilitated trehalose transporter Tret1-2 homolog
Exons: 5
Coding region: 313-1947 (544 amino acids)
Biological process (GO): transmembrane transport; carbohydrate transport
Cellular component (GO): membrane
Molecular function (GO): sugar transmembrane transporter activity
Source: RefSeq, a predicted model, not a curated record
CAAUGCGCCCAGAUGUGCGUGGUUUACUAUCGAAUGUUUUGAGUGUUAUUUUUCGUUUUGAGUUUGUUGUUGUUCAUCUUAGGUUAAAAAGGGGCCGGUCUCUUUUAGUGUCGUUUGUGAAUAUCAUAUAGUCUGGUGGCAGUGCGAAAUUGAAAACAAAAACGGAACAAAAUACCUACCACAGAAAACGUGCUCACUUCAUAAAUAUGUUCGUAUCACUGCCGGAGUGAAAAGGAUUGUUAAAAAUUGUUACUUUAUUGGGAGGGCAACGGUAGCGGAAAGAUAACACGAUAAACAAAUAUAACUUUCACUAUGCCUGUUGAGAAACGGCCUUCGACAUGUGACGAAGAAGAAGAAUUUCGUCAGCUUGCGCCAAAUCAAAACUUGCAACUGUUCAACCCUUCCCUGACAACCGGAUCCGGGAAGCAUAAAAAUGUAGAACAGGGACUUUCCGCAGACAUUCACGGGUCCAUGACGGACAUUGUUCGUCUGGCCAAUCGCCGUAGUAAUCGAAUGCAGUUGACAAUGAGUAUUUUGGCCAAUUUAACUGUUCUCUCUUCCGGCAUGGGAUUGGGAUACUCGGCAAUAACGUUACAUUCCCUCACCAAGGCCGGUGACCCAAUGAGCCUUGGGCCCGAACAGGCCUCUUGGUUUGUUUCCGUUAAUUCGUUCGCCUGCCCAUUCGGUGGGUUGCUUUCCGGUGUGCUGUUGGACCGGAUCGGGCGCAAAAAGACGCUGGUCUUCAUUAAUGUGUUGUCCAUCGUGUCUUGGACCCUGAUGGCGGUUGCCAGCCGGAGCAACUUCGAGCUGAUGUAUACCCAGAUAAUGAUUGCGCGGGUGAUUAUCGGACUGGUCAUCGGUUUGGUGAGCGCUCCAGCCGCAAUCUACUCGGCGGAAAUAGCACUUCCCCAUCUGAGAGGCCGUCUCACUAUCCUAACAUCGCUGGCCAUCGCCGUUGGUAUCCUGAUCAUCUACACCUUUGGGUACUUCAUUCCGGAGAACUUCCGACUGGUGGCCGGUUUGGCGGCCGGAUGUUGUGUGCUUUCGCUAGCUUUGCUGAUACCGAUGCCCGAAUCUCCCGUAUGGUUGAUGUCCAAGGAACGGGAGCCUGAAGCGGAACGUUCUUUGAAGCGGAUUCGAGGCUAUGGGACCACUAGGAAGGUGAUACCGGAAAUUGAGCACGAACUGAAACGGUUGAAAGAUAGGAUCACUUUGCAAAAAAUGGCAGGAAAAGAGCGACUGUGGGAUAUGAUACGGCAGCCACAGGUUUACAAACCGUUAGGGGUGAUUAUCGGAUUUUUCGGAUUUCAACAGUUUUCCGGAAUAUUCGUGGUAGUGGUUUAUGCCGCUAAGGUUUCCUCGGAGGCUGGCGUCAUGAUUGAUCCGUUUCUCUGUACGGUAUUGAUCGGGGUGACUCGAGUCGUGGCAACAGUUCUGGUGGCUUACAUUUUGGACAGCUUGGGCAGGAAGCCGCCAUCGAUAUUCUCCGGAUGUGGGAUGACAAUUUGCAUGUUUGGGAUUGCCGGUUGCAUUUAUUUCCCUCUGCCGGAAGAGUUGUCGUGGGUUCCGACCUUCUUGAUCAUCACCUACAUUUUUACGAGUACUUUGGGAUUUCUCACGAUGCCUUUCUCGAUGAUGGCCGAACUGUUUCCGCUGAAAGUGCGAGGACCUGCUUCGGGGAUUUCAGUGUUCUUUACCUACGUUAUGUCCUUUAUAAUCAUCAAACUGUACCCAACUAUGGUAGCAGGGAUGCAAAGUGCCAAUGUGUUCAUCUUUUAUGGAGUCAUUUCACUGUUGGGGGUGAUCUUCGUGUGCCUUUUCGUUCCUGAAACCAAGGGUAAAUCUCUCGAAGAAAUCGAAGCCCAUUUCAGAGGUAAACAGGAAAACAAACGACCGAAUUCCGACGAGGAGGAUAGCAUCGAAUUGUCAUCAUCUUCUGCAACGUGAUAUCGACUUCGCACCCAAAACAACUCGUUUGACCGUACUUAAAAGAUCAUUUGUUUUAAUUAAUCAAAAUGAGUUGAGCCGAGCAAUAUUAGUAAGCGGCGAGCAGCUAGCGCAAAAUUUAACUAUUAAUAUAAGUUCGCGCUCUUAAAACCCGCUCAAGCUCGUAAAACUGUGCAAAUAACCUGGAGCUGGUUUGCCUCCGAACUCUCUGAUGGUCUGCGUCCAGCAUGCGGUUCAAUUGAAACCGGCAUCGGGUCCAGUGAACAGUUUUGAAUACAAAAUCAUUUAGAGACGGCGAUUUUUUUUUCUCGCUGCUUCAUAAAAGAGAAACUCAAUUAAGGUCGGUCAGCAAAAUUGAUCCAACCAGUCUCAUCAAUAAGCGCGUCAACUUCGUCGUCGUCAUGAACAGUAAUGCAGAAAAUAAUUAUUAAUUCUAUAGGAGAUAAAUCAGUUAUUAAGAUAUCUGCUCGUUGACAGAAAUUGGUUGAGCGAUAAUGUGUCGAUAGAAUAUGUUAACGAAUAAUUUAAAAUAGCCGUUGAACUCUUUAGAUUAGGGUGUAAGGACUUCAAAUUGAGGAGUUUGAAAUUCUCUAAGUUGUGAGUUAUUUUUUUAAAACAACUUAUCUAUCAAAUAAAUUCUAAAAAAAGAUUCAAGCAUGCAUGAUAUUUCAAAUUUUUCAUUCUUUUCGCUUCUAAAGUUCAUGAUUACCCGACAAAUAUUUGGUUAAGUUGCAAAAGGUAAGAUUAGUUAGAUUUUUUAAAAUAAAAACAAUUUUUAGUUAUGU